AUGCGGAUAAGUAAUCUAUUAGUCUCCUGCAUUGAAAAUCUUUCAAAUGAACUUUUAUAUGAAAUAUUUGAUUAUCUGGAUGGUAAUGAUAUUUUCGAAAUAUUUUCUAAUCUUAAUUAUCGUUUUCAAUAUCUUAUUACCUGUUCAUCAAUUCCAUUCAAGAUAAAAUUUCGUUCUCAUACAACAUCACAACUCAUAGAUUGUUGUAAAACUGUUAUUGUUCCAAAUCGGCAUCAUAUACUUUCAUUAAAUUUCGAAGGUGGAUCAUUAAUUGAUAACUUUUUCAAACAUUGUAUCAUCGAUUCAUCAUUUACUCGUCUUCAAUCAGUUGUUCUCAGCAAUGUUUCAAUCAAUCGAGUCGUGAGUCUUCUGUUUUAUUUGAGAUCUUUACCUCAUCUCUUCUCAUUGAAUAUGAGUAUUAGGGAAGAAGAGUACUUUGAUCUCAGUGAUAUCUAUCGAAUAAUUUUCACUUUACCUUCUUUAAAAUAUAACAAAUUAUCAUUAUGCUUGGAGUACGACGAAGAAGAUACGAAUAUAUCCAUACCACUUGCUCUCAAUGAACAAUUCAGUACAAUUGAAUAUAUGGUUAUUAAUCACACUUGUACUCCAGAUAAGCUUAUGUCUAUACUCUGUCAUACACCUCAACUUCAUCAUUUAAUCUGUGAAACCUUGGAAGAAAUAGAGCCUGCUUCUACAAAUGAACAAUCAAUAACACUAUCGAAUUUAGUAUAUAUUCGUAUCAAUAAUUGUCAAAUAGAUUUUGAUAGAUUUGAAAUGUUUAUGAAGAAAGUAUCUUCUCAAUUACAAGUAUUACGUGUCAAGCAAAAAUAUGAUAAAGCUUAUCUUGAUGCUGAUCGAUGGAAACGAUUAAUCGAAAAUUAUAUUCCCAAUUUGCAGGAAUUCAUUUAUGAAUAUCCUGGAUACGAAUAUAAUGAUUAUGAGACUACAUCUCUCGAUACAAAUUUUAAUCAAUUCAUUUCACCAUUUUGGAUGAAUAAAGGAUGGAUAUUUGAAUUAGAAAUUAACAAUAAAGAAAUUAGCUUUUCAAUUCAUCCACAUAAGAAAAUAUGGUUCGAUGUUGACGGAAAUACAGAAAAUGUUCCUAUUCGAAAAAAUAUUGAUAAUGCUUUGGCUCCUUUCAUUCCAACUAGUCAACUUGUAAUCAGUGGUUGCUCUUCUACAGAACAAAAUCAAACAUUUAUUGAUGAUUUCAAAGCUCUGUUUGUUGCAAUUCAAUUUACUCAUUUGAAUAUUAACUGUGAAAAAGUACCUAUUGAAAUGUUAAUUAGAAUCAUACAAUUGUUACCUAAUCUUGAUUCAUUGAAAGUAUCAUGUAUGCCAAUCAUGCAAUCAGCCUGGUUGUUUAGCAUAGAUAGAGAUUUGUUUUUUCAAACAUCGAUCAACAACAAAAUUAAAAAAGUCCAUCUCGAGAAGAUCAUUGAAAUAGAACAAUUAAAUUUUCUACUCUUUCUUUGUAAUUACAUGCAAUAUUUUCAAGUAGAUUGUGGAAAAGAUAUGGAUCUUGAACCUAUUGUGCGACAUAUUUUGAUGAAGACCCGUAUAUACAUUCCACAUCUUACUUGUUUACAUCUCAAUGUUCAAAGUGGUAAUGAAGAAAUGGUUUAUAACUUACAGAGACUGAUCGAAAAUGAGAAACUAUUAAAUAAAUAUACGAUAAAACGUAUUUCCGAUAAUAUUAUUCUGAGAUGGAAUUGA
This is a messenger RNA of Adineta steineri, 1716 nucleotides long. The record is from the annotation of a GenBank genome assembly. Lineage: Eukaryota; Metazoa; Rotifera; Eurotatoria; Adinetida; Adinetidae.